This is a messenger RNA of Asparagus officinalis (garden asparagus), 2452 nucleotides long. RefSeq names its product outer envelope protein 80, chloroplastic. Lineage: Eukaryota; Viridiplantae; Streptophyta; Magnoliopsida; Asparagales; Asparagaceae. Gene Ontology annotation, biological process: embryo development ending in seed dormancy; chloroplast organization. Gene Ontology annotation, cellular component: outer membrane. The coding region runs from base 128 to 2206 and encodes 692 amino acids. The transcript is spliced from 17 exons. The record is from RefSeq and is a predicted model, not a curated record.
GCGUAACGCCUUUCCGCUACUUUCUCCCAUUUCGCGCCACCAAAAUCCCUCCUUUCAUCUUCUAAGAGCUCGCGAAUCCAUCAAAAGCCUCGCAAAACCCUCGAGAAGCCCUAGGAAAACCCUAGAGAUGUCUCAAAACCCUAACCCCUUCCCUUCUUUCCUCCCUUUUGCCCACCAAAACCUCUCAUUUCAUCUCCAGAGAGCUCAGGAUUCCGUCAAAAACCUCGCGAGAGGACUUCAAAUCGACACCUCAAAAACCUCGGAAAACCCUAAUAAAACCCUAGAAAUCGAAUUCACCUCCUCCUCAAUCGAAAUCCCUAAACCCCAAUUCCCUAACCCUUUCCCUUCGUCCCUCCCCUUUGCCCAUCAAAAUCUAUCCUCUCACCUCCAGAGAGCCAAAGAUUCCAUUAUCAACCUCUUCAAGCGGGGGCCUAGCUCUAUUCUGUGCUCAUCAUCACUGGCCAUUGCUAGGAAGAGGGAGGACGACGAAGAGAGGGUUUUGAUCAGUGAGGUUCUGAUAAGGAACAAGGAUGGGGAGGUUAUGGAGAGGAAAGAUCUUGAGGAUGUGGCGGCCUCGACGAUUAAAGCUUGCAGGCCGAACUCGGCCUUGACGGUGAAGGAGGUGCAGGAGGAUGUGCAUAGGAUUGUGCAGAGCGGGUUGUUUUCGUCAUGUAUGCCGGUUGCUGUUGACACUAGGGAUGGAAUCAGAUUGGUGUUUCAGGUAGAACCUAAUCAAGAGUUCCAAGGGUUGAUAUGUGAGGGAGCAAGUGUACUUCCAGCAAACUUUUUGGAGAAUGCAUUUGGUGAUCGAUAUGGAAAAAUAGUAAAUAUACGACAUUUGGACGAGGUGAUCAAAUCUAUCAAUGGGUGGUAUGCUGACCGUGGGCUAUUUGGUUUGGUUUCAGACAUUGAGAUCCUUUCUGGCGGAAUCCUUAGACUGCAAGUUGCUGAAGCUGAGGUUAAUAACAUAACACUACGUUUCCUUGACAGAAAAACUGGUGAACCAACGGUGGGGAAGACGAAGCCGGAGACUAUACUUAGACAACUCACAACAAAGAAGGGACAGGUUUACAGUUUGCUGCAAGGUAAAAGAGACGUGGAAACAAUUUUAACUAUGGGUAUUAUGGAGGAUGUGUCCAUUAUUCCACAGCCUGCUGGAGAUACUGGUAAGGUAGAUCUCGUGAUGAAUCUUGUCGAACGCCCUAGCGGUGGUUUCUCUGCUGGGGGUGGUAUUUCCAGUGGGAUAGCAAACGGCCCUCUCUCAGGACUCAUUGGAAGCUUUACAUAUUCUCAUAGGAAUGUUUUUGGGAGAAAUCAAAAACUUAAUCUUUCAGUAGAAAGGGGCCAAGUUGAUUCCCUUUUUCGAAUAAAUUAUAUUGAUCCAUGGAUUCAAGGAGAUAAUAAAAGGACAUCCAGAUCAAUUAUGAUUCAGAAUUCAAAGACUCCAGGAACACUUGUGCAUGGAAAUCAAGGAGGCGGUGUAACAAUUAGGCGGGUCUCAGGUGGAAUUGAAUUCAGUCGACCUUUCAGGCCAAAAUGGAAUGGAACUGCUGGGCUCAUAUUUCAGCGUGCUGGUGCUCAUGAUGACGGUGGAGCUCCAAUCAUCAGAGAUUUCUACAACAGCCCUUUAACUGCAAGUGGCAAUACUCAUGAUGACAUGCUAAUUGCCAAACUUGAAAGCAUAUAUACUGGUUCUGGCGAUCAUGGGGCCUCAAUGCUUGCCUUCAAUGUGGAGCAAGGACUUCCUGUUUUACCUGAGUGGCUCUGUUUUAACAGAGCAACUGCUCGUGCCCGGCAGGGAGUAGAAGUUGGUCCUGCUCGACUGCUAUUUAGCUUAUCUGGUGGUCACGUGGCGGGAAGGUUUCCUCCCCACGAAGCGUUUGCAAUUGGUGGGACCAACAGUGUUAGAGGCUAUGAAGAAGGUGCUGUGGGUUCUGGCCGUUCAUACGCUGUUGGCAGUGGGGAACUUUCAUUUCCCUUGUAUGGACCAGUAGAAGGUGUUCUAUUUGCUGAUUAUGGAAGUGAUCUCGGAUCAGGUGCAACUGUACCUGGUGAUCCUGCUGGAGCUCGAGGGAAGCCAGGAUCAGGUUAUGGAUAUGGGUUAGGUAUACGCAUAGACUCACCACUGGGCCCUCUCAGGCUAGAAUAUGCCUUGAAUGAUAGACAUGCUCGAAGGUUUCACUUUGGGGUGGGGCAUCGUAACUGAGCCUUUGUUGAGAUUCAGAUGGAUGGUGAGCUAGCUGUAAACUUGCUGAGGGUUUUGCCAUUGCAAAUUUUACCAGUUUUAUUGGCAUACAGUAUUAUCGAAGGAGCACAAAUAGUAAAUUAUUCUUGACAAUUUUAUCUGGUAAAAAGCCCAGAUGUGAUGCUAAGCCUUAGCUCAGUGUAAUAUGGUUCCAGUUUGUUUCUAUUUUUUUUUAAAGAGAGAAUGAAGAGGUUUCUGAAACUAGUA